This is a messenger RNA of Phyllostomus hastatus (greater spear-nosed bat), 1797 nucleotides long. RefSeq names its product glucosamine-phosphate N-acetyltransferase 1 (gene GNPNAT1). The transcript is spliced from 6 exons. Gene Ontology annotation, biological process: UDP-N-acetylglucosamine biosynthetic process. Bases 195 to 749 code for a protein of 184 amino acids. NCBI's taxonomy places the organism in Eukaryota, Metazoa, Chordata, Mammalia, Chiroptera, Phyllostomidae. Gene Ontology annotation, cellular component: endoplasmic reticulum; endoplasmic reticulum-Golgi intermediate compartment; Golgi apparatus. Gene Ontology annotation, molecular function: glucosamine 6-phosphate N-acetyltransferase activity; monosaccharide binding. The record is from RefSeq and is a predicted model, not a curated record.
CGCGGUGGAGGCGUUGGCGCUGCCACGUCCGGGUGACUACAGCGGCGACCGCUACAGCGGCGCGGGACGUGGAGGAGGUGGGGCUGGCGCUGGAGCAGGAUCCGGUUCCAGCGCUGUGUAUCCUAGUGGGGGAGAGUCCACCGGUCCCGGAGAGGAGUGCCGACUGUGGGGCCACUACAGACCUUACUGCAAAGAUGAAACUUGAUGAAACUCCUAUGUUUGACCCAACUCUGCUCCAAGAAGUGGACUGGAGCCAGAAUACAGCUACAUUUUCUCCAGCCAUUUCCCCAGCAUAUCCUGGAGAAGGUUUGGUUUUGAGGCCUCUUUGUACUGCUGAUUUAAAUAGAGGUUUUUUAAAGGUACUUGGUCAGCUGACAGAGACUGGAGUUGUUAGCCCUGAACAAUUUAUGAAAUCUUUUGAGCACAUGAAGAAAUCUGGAGAUUAUUAUGUUACCGUUGUGGAAGAUGUGACUUUAGGACAGAUUGUUGCUACGGCAACUCUGAUAGUAGAACAUAAAUUUAUCCAUUCCUGUGCUAAGAGAGGAAGAGUAGAAGAUGUUGUUGUUAGUGAUGAAUGCAGAGGAAAGCAGCUUGGCAAAUUGUUGUUAUCAACCCUUACUUUGCUAAGCAAGAAACUGAACUGUUAUAAGAUUACUCUUGAAUGUCUACCACAAAAUGUUGGUUUCUAUAAAAAGUUUGGAUAUACAGUAUCUGAGGAAAACUACAUGUGUCGGAGAUUUCUAAAGUAAAAAUUUUAAAGAAAGACAGUUGUUAAAGGAGCUAACGCAGUAGCGUUAUAUAGCCUUCCUAGAGUUAAAACAGUUUGUUAUAACCCAGCGACCUCCACAAGAACUGGGUUGAAAAAACAUUGUAAUACAACAAAUAUAAUGACAUUUAGAAGAUUACUUUGGGUUUGUGGUUCACCUGUGAGUUGAUUAAAUUACAAAUGAAUAUUAUAAAGAGGAUGAUUUUUAACCAAAGGAAAUAUAUUUUUAACUUGAAUCUUUUCUUGUAUUUUUCUAAAGUUUGGCCUCAUUUCUUGGUAGUCACAGUAUAGGAGUUCUGUAUUUGCUAUCAGUAGUGCUCAUUUUUAAAAAAGCAUACAAUGAAUAAGACUUUCUUAUUGCCAUAAAAUUAAUAUUUUCGGUUCAAAGAAAUGUCUAAAUACAAAUUAAGGGUGUGUCAUUUCCCAUAUAUUACUUGAAAUUGGGUAUGUUAGAUAUAUAGCUAAGUGUAGUACAUUCCAACAUUUGUUGAUCCUAAUACUGUAUUGGUAAAUAAUCUGGUCAGCUUUUUAAAAUAGAAAUGAAAAUUAACUUAAACAUGUGACAAGAUUCAAAGUAAAACAGUUUAAAUGUACUUCUAAUGGUUUGUGUAUUUCUAAUGUAGAUAAAGUACCACCUGUCUUAUAUGUGAAAUAUAAUACUUAUUCAAGGUACCUAAGAGGAAAUAAAUAUAAGGUACUUUUUAACAGUGAGUUAGCAAAUCAUGGCAUAUUACGAGUGAGAAUUUUAACCUGAAUUCUCAUCUUUUAAUGGGUGUCUGAGGCCUCUUCUGAGGAACAUUUUUAUGAAAAAUAGAUUAUAAAUUUGAAUAGAAUAUUUAAAACAUGUAUAUUUGUUACAUUCUUAAAAUGUUGAUGGAACCUUUUCUAUUUAAUGUGAUUAUAUAGAGUACUAUUGAAUAUUCCAGUCACUAUCCUGUUUUGAUUUUAUUUUUUUUAAGUUGGAGCAGGUAUGAAAAUGUUAAUGGUUCUAAUCUUUUGCAUUCCAUGUUACAUUAAACCUGUUCAUAUGA